AUGGAAUCAUUUGAAAGUCAUGUCGAUGAACUCUUUUCAUUUGUCGAAUUGCAAUGUUUGUAUGAGAGACUUACUAAACUUUGUGAUAUUCAUCAUGCAAUACUUGGCUACUUGAUCGAUGCUUGCUUCUCUAUCCGACCUUCUGGCGCAAAAAUAAAACUACUGUUGAUGGAAGAUAUUUAUGUCGGUCACACCGGACCAUAUGAGAUGACAAUGUCGUUUGUUAUGGGGUCGCUUGAUGUUGCUCGGCAAGUGGCUAUACUUUACAUAAUAUGGAUAAAGAAUAUGAAUUCCAUUCACCCACAACUCACACAGCCUGAGCACGAAAAACAUUACGAUAACAGCACUUUUAAUGUUCUUUCUGGAGCCCUCAACAAUUUUUUCCCUCUUUCUCUUAAAAAUAUUUAUUCCAAUACUCACGAGUUUUGGAGCAGCACAAGAAGAAAUGUUGAAUGA
Clunio marinus is the source of this 456-nucleotide messenger RNA. Lineage: Eukaryota; Metazoa; Arthropoda; Insecta; Diptera; Chironomidae. The record is from the annotation of a GenBank genome assembly.